GAGUCACUCACACAUCCACGCAGAUCUUACACCAUUCAGUAUGGUCUACCAGAAUACCCAAGCCCGAAAAGUUGCCAUCAUCGUCCUGGCAAUGGCAACUCUGACGGUGCAUAUGGCAGAGGCUGUUCCCAAAAGGGUGGCGAACAGGAUGGUGCCCAGUUGGUGGUCUACUGUGAGGAACGUGUGCUGGUCGGCGGAAGACUGCAACAGCGACGAGUGCUGUGCAAGGCCCAUGCUGUCCGCCAAUGCCUACUGCAUGCCACUCAGAACACGAGGUCAAGUGUGUGACGCCUCCCCUCUCAUGCUCAGCAUUACCUCCGGGGUCUACUUCAGCGACUGCCCCUGCCACGAGAGUCUCACCUGCGCCGCCCUGAGUAAUAACUCGAAGUCCCAGUGUGUCGACCUCAGAAGCCUCGAGAUCGACUACAGGAGAUUAGCUGGUCUCCACAACCUCGUCGAUGGCGAUAACAACUGAGUUUUUUUCCCGUUUUUUUUGGGGGGGAGAAGAUGGGUGGAAGUUGGAGAGAGGGAGAUAAAGAGGGGAAAGAGGAGGAGGUAAAGUUAGGAGAUGAAGGAAGGUGAGAGUCGAGAGAGAAAAAAGGAUUUGAUAUACCUAUAUGUACGUACGUAAAUAUUAGGGUAUAAACACACGGAUACAAAUGUAGGGAAGAGAAGGAAAUACAGAUAUAAGAUAAAAAAGAAAAAGAAAAAGACAGACAAAGAGAGAGGUAAUACAGACCAAGAGAGAGAAAGAAAACCCAGAAAUUCUAUCAACUCCUCCCUUUACACACCUUAUCUCUUCAACC
Penaeus vannamei (Pacific white shrimp) is the source of this 806-nucleotide messenger RNA. RefSeq names its product prokineticin Bm8-d. The record is from RefSeq and is a predicted model, not a curated record. Gene Ontology annotation, biological process: digestion; lipid catabolic process. NCBI's taxonomy places the organism in Eukaryota, Metazoa, Arthropoda, Malacostraca, Decapoda, Penaeidae. Gene Ontology annotation, molecular function: enzyme activator activity. Gene Ontology annotation, cellular component: extracellular region.